AUUAGUGUUUUUAUUUUUCUUAAUUUUAAUUCAACGUUUGAUUUUUGAAAUUUUUAUACUCCCUAUGUGCACUUUUACCUUUUGACAAAGGUUAGGAAAUACUCAUAUCUUAUUGACAAAGUAAUUUGUUCAUUAUCACGGAAAUAAGAGAUUAUCCGGAUUGAAAUCGUUAUUAAUUGAACGAAAUAUAAAUUAUAAUAUUUUUGGUUUAAUAAUCUACCUAAUCCCUAGAGAUAAGAAAUAGAAAAUUGGAAAAAGAAAGGGUCUUUGGGAGAAUGUGAGAUUGUGGAAAAAUAAAAAGACAGGCGAUGGGAGUUCAGCAGUUUAGGAGAUGCGUAUCAAAUGCUUCGGAAGGAUCUAGAAGUAUAGAAACUCCCCCAACAAACCCGAAACAACCAUUCGCAGAAUCAGAUCAGCACUUCUUCACCUUUAUAUAACCCUACCUCCGCUCAGCUCAGCUCAGCUCCUCCAUCUUUACCCUGUCCCUUGUGGUAGCUCCUUUGUAGGGUUUGUCCAUCCAGCCAUCGCGCAUUCUCUGAUCUAAUGGCCGAGACGGAGACAUUCGCAUUCCAGGCGGAGAUCAACCAGCUCCUUAGUCUCAUCAUCAACACUUUCUACAGCAACAAGGAGAUCUUCCUCCGCGAACUCAUCAGUAAUUCCUCCGAUGCUCUGGACAAGAUCCGAUUUGAGAGCUUAACUGAAAAGAGCAAGCUGGAUGCACAACCUGAGCUCUUCAUCCGUAUUGUCCCUGACAAGACAAAUAACACGCUCUCGAUCAUUGACAGUGGAGUUGGAAUGACAAAGGCUGAUCUGGUGAACAAUCUUGGCACCAUUGCUAGGUCUGGAACCAAGGAGUUCAUGGAAGCAUUGGCUGCAGGUGCUGAUGUAAGCAUGAUUGGGCAAUUUGGAGUUGGGUUUUACUCGGCCUAUUUGGUUGCUGAGAAGGUUAUUGUCACCACCAAGCACAAUGAUGAUGAACAGUACAUUUGGGAAUCUCAGGCUGGUGGUUCCUUUACCAUUGCUAGGGACUCCCCUGGGGAGAGCCUUGGUAGGGGCACCAAGAUCACCCUCUUUCUUAAAGAAGAUCAAUUGGAGUAUCUUGAGGAGCGCCGUCUGAAGGAUCUCAUCAAGAAGCAUUCUGAGUUCAUCAGUUAUCCUAUUUCUCUUUGGACAGAGAAGACUAUAGAGAAGGAGAUUUCUGAUGACGAGGAUGAAGAACAAGAGAAGAAGGAUGAAGAAGGAAAAGUUGAGGAGAUCGAUGAAGAGAAAGAAAAGGAAGAAAAGAAAAAAAAGAAGAUCAAGGAAGUGUCACACGAGUGGGCUGUGGUGAACAAGCAGAAGCCCAUCUGGAUGAGGAAACCAGAGGAGAUCUCCAAAGAAGAGUAUGCUGCAUUUUACAAGAGUCUGACUAAUGAUUGGGAGGAGCAUCUGGCUGUGAAGCAUUUCUCAGUGGAGGGGCAGCUUGAGUUCAAGGCAGUACUUUUUGUCCCCAAGAGAGUACCCUUUGACCUCUUCGACACAAAGAAAAAGCUCAACAACAUUAAGCUUUAUGUCCGUCGUGUAUUCAUCAUGGAUAAUUGUGAGGAGUUGAUACCCGAAUACCUGAGCUUUGUAAAGGGUAUUGUGGAUUCCGAGGAUCUUCCUCUAAACAUUUCCCGAGAAAUGCUGCAGCAGAACAAGAUCCUCAAGGUUAUCCGUAAAAACCUCGUCAAGAAAUGCAUUGAACUCUUCUUUGAAAUUGCAGAGAACAAGGAGGACUAUGAUAAGUUCUACGAGGCCUUCUCCAAGAACUUGAAGCUUGGCAUUCAUGAGGACUCUCAAAACAAAUCAAAGCUUGCUGAGUUGCUACGCUACAACUCCACCAAAUGUGGGGACGAGUUGACCAGCCUGAAGGACUAUGUCACAAGGAUGAAAGAAGGCCAGAAUGAUAUUUAUUACAUCACAGGAGAGAGCAAGAAGGCUGUUGAGAACUCCCCCUUCCUGGAGAAGCUGAAGAAGAAGGGUUAUGAAGUGCUGUACAUGGUUGAUGCUAUUGACGAAUACGCAGUAGGUCAGCUGAAGGAGUUUGAAGGGAAAAAGCUUUUGUCUGCCACAAAGGAGGGAUUGAAGCUGGACGAGAGUGAAGAAGAGAAGAAGAAGAAAGAAACUUUGAAGGAAAAAUUUGAGGGUCUAUGCAAAGUAAUAAAGGACGUGUUGGGAGACAAGGUUGAGAAGGUAAUCGUGUCUGAUCGAGUGGUGGAUUCUCCCUGUUGUUUGGUGACCGGAGAGUAUGGGUGGACAGCAAACAUGGAAAGAAUCAUGAAGGCGCAGGCUCUAAGGGACUCGAGCAUGGCUGGAUAUAUGUCUAGUAAGAAGACGAUGGAGAUUAAUCCCGAGAAUCCAAUCAUGGAGGAACUGAGAAAGAGGGCUGAUGCAGACAAGAAUGACAAGUCAGUGAAGGACUUGGUUCUGUUGUUGUUUGAGACAGCUCUGCUGACCUCUGGCUUCAGCUUGGAUGACCCAAAUACCUUUGGCAAUCGAAUCCAUAGGAUGCUGAAGCUGGGAUUGAGCAUCGAUGAAGAUAGUGCAGAUGUUGAUGCUGAUAUGCCUCCCUUGGAGGAUGUUGAUGCCGAAGCUGAGGGUAGCAAGAUGGAGGAGGUUGACUAAAUUGGAUCUUGGGGGAUUCGAUUGUCUCUUGCGUACUGUCAAUGUUUUUAUUUUAAUUUUUCUUUAAUGCUGCCUUGGUUCCGUAGCAUGUUAAAAACAUUUGGUAGGUAAAAUUUCCAUAUUUUCUUUUCCGAAUUUAGCCCUGCUAAAACAAUAUAUUCUUGAGUUUUAUUUAAUUAAUGCAUCUCUUCUGUGUUUGCCUCA
This is a messenger RNA of Malania oleifera, 2850 nucleotides long. RefSeq names its product heat shock cognate protein 80-like. Gene Ontology annotation, cellular component: perinuclear region of cytoplasm; protein-containing complex; plasma membrane. The coding region runs from base 544 to 2646 and encodes 700 amino acids. Gene Ontology annotation, biological process: protein folding; cellular response to heat; protein stabilization. The record is from RefSeq and is a predicted model, not a curated record. Gene Ontology annotation, molecular function: ATP-dependent protein folding chaperone; ATP hydrolysis activity; ATP binding. The transcript is spliced from 3 exons. NCBI's taxonomy places the organism in Eukaryota, Viridiplantae, Streptophyta, Magnoliopsida, Santalales, Ximeniaceae.